AUGGCAAUUAAGAAGCUUUUGUUGAUUGUUCUUUCGAUUUCUUUGGUUCUCAAAAUAUCCGAGAGCUUUGAUUUCCAUGAGAAAGAUUUGUCCUCGGACGAAAGCUUGUGGGACUUAUACGAGCGAUGGAGGAGUCACCACACGGUUUCUCGAGACCUUGGUGACAAACACAAGCGUUUUAAUGUGUUCAAAACAAAUGUGAUGCAUGUUCACAAUACCAACAAAUUGGAUAAGCCUUACAAGUUGAAGCUUAACAAGUUUGCUGACUUGACCAACCAUGAAUUUAGGACUAUCUAUGCUGGAUCAAAAGUUAAUCACCAUAGAAUGUUCCGUGGCACCGCGCGUGGAAAUGGAACAUUCAUGUAUGAGAACUUUCACAAAGCUCCUACUUCCAUUGAUUGGAGGAAGAAAGGCGCCGUCACUGAUGUCAAGGAUCAAGGUCAAUGUGGUAGUUGUUGGGCGUUUUCAACAGUUGUAGCUGUUGAAGGAAUUAACCAAAUCAAGACAAAAAAGCUAGUGCCUUUAUCUGAGCAAGAGCUUAUAGAUUGUGACACUGAACAAAAUCAAGGAUGCAAUGGUGGACUAAUGGAAUAUGCUUUUGAAUACAUCAAACAAAAAGGUGGUUUAACAACAGAAAGCUAUUACCCUUACACAGCAGAUGAUGGAUCAUGUGAUUCAUCAAAGGAGAAUUCCCCAGCUGUUUCAAUUGAUGGCCAUGAGACUGUUCCGGCUAACGAUGAAGAUGCAUUGCUCAAAGCUGUUGCCAACCAACCUGUUUCCGUAGCCAUAGAUGCCGGAGGAUCCGAUUUCCAGUUCUACUCUGAGGGAGUAUUUACUGGUGAUUGUGGAAAAGAGCUAGAUCAUGGUGUGGCAAUAGUGGGAUAUGGGGUAACUGUUGAUGGAACUAACUACUGGAUAGUGAGAAACUCAUGGGGACCUGAUUGGGGGGAACAAGGUUAUAUCAGAAUGGAGAGAAACGUAUCUGACAAGGAAGGACUUUGUGGCAUAGCUAUGGAGGCUUCUUAUCCAAUCAAAAAGUCCUCUAAAAAUCCAAGAGGACCUACAUCAUCUCUAAAGGAUGAACUUUGA
Molecule: messenger RNA, 1089 nt
Organism: Lathyrus sativus (Indian pea)
Lineage: Eukaryota; Viridiplantae; Streptophyta; Magnoliopsida; Fabales; Fabaceae
Source: the annotation of a GenBank genome assembly